This is a messenger RNA of Patella vulgata (common limpet), 3139 nucleotides long. Its product is annotated as innexin unc-7. Gene Ontology annotation, cellular component: plasma membrane; gap junction. The record is from RefSeq and is a predicted model, not a curated record. Gene Ontology annotation, molecular function: gap junction channel activity. Lineage: Eukaryota; Metazoa; Mollusca; Gastropoda; Patellidae. Bases 262 to 1317 code for a protein of 351 amino acids. The transcript has 2 exons.
GGUAUACAGGCUUCAUAUACUCAUCUAGCUUCACAUCGCCUGUAAGCCUUUCAUAUAAUGUUUUAUUCCUGUGGGACGACGCACCGGGUUUAUCAAGCAAACAACGAGUGAUCUACUUAGUGUAUUUUGUUUUUAAAGAGAAUUUAGUUGUUUUAUUCAAGCCAGCAUAUUACGACACGUCAUGUGAUUGGACAUCACGAAGUCAUCACUUCUUUUGAUUGGACAGCAAGACGUCAAGAUUUCAAACACCAAGGAAACAAGAUGGCAGAUAGAAUUCACAGACCGUAUUUCGAUUUCAGUGAAGAAUUAAAUUUCUUUUGGACUAGCCUAAUUUUACUACUGUUUGUGUCCAUGGUCACAGUUCUCCGAUACGUAUUUUUAACUUCCCUUAUAACCUGCUGGACUCCGGCCCAGUUUGCAUUGCAACACAAUGUUUACACUCAUCAAGAAUGCUGGAAUCAAGACCGUGUCAUGGUAGAUGGAUUUGAUAAUUUAAUGCCAGACCACGAAUUUCGACCCAAUUCGUUCAAUGAUAAGACGUUUCAUCGAUGGAUUCCGAUAGUUCUUGUUUUCAUGAUGUUAGGAUUCCAGAUACCACGUGCUUUUAAGAUCAUGACGGAUCUGCUUUUAGGAUCACCGACCGCCAUGGUGAGAGAAGACAUUGGUACUGAUCCAAGAACAGACAGAGCCCAAGAACUGGCCGAUACAAUUAAAGAAGCCGGAGAGAGGAACCGAGUUAUUCGUACGAUGAUAUUUUUUCUGGUCAAAAUUCUCGUGGGCCUCAACAUCAUCAUUCAGAUGUCAUUUGUCAAGUGGUAUUUCCGGGAUUCUGUGCAAAUUAUUGGUCGUAAUAAUGAAACCGUUGUCACUCCUGUCCAUAUGUUUCCUAAAACAAUCAGGUGCCAUUUCGAAAUACGACAAAUGCACAACGUCCAUGACUACGACGUACAAUGCAAGAUGCCGGUCAACUAUUUACUUGAACAGUUUCUUUAUAUUUUCUGGUUUUGGCUUUUGGGCGUUGGUAUUUACACUGGCCUCGUUUUCAUCACCCAGUUGGCAUCGCUUAUUAUCCCGCCGUUUGUCAGGCUUCGGUUCCGCGGAAUUAUUCCAGAUAAAGAUCUGAGUCAAAGAGGUUUUUGUUUCGACGAUGCGUUGCUGUAUUUGUCGGAUAUUGAGCAUAGUUCAGGAUUAAGCAUGGCCAGAGAAGUUGCUGUCAAAUUAUGGAUCUCGCCACCACUCGUUCAGCCAGGAAUUGGGGCGCAUAACCCGCAUAUUGUUCAAAAUCCGGUUCGUCAGGAUGUUCUCAAAACGCUAUAAAGCUGUUCGAUUCGAUAUCGGUUAUUGUGUUUAACGUGUAAAGGCAGUUCUCAGCUGAGCUCCAUGGAAAGCCAUUAUUGUAUUUUUAACCGGAUUCUGGUUUUUAAUUUAACGUAGGUUGUCUUUCCUAAUGGGAUAGGUUAACUGAAUUUCGAAAUCUUAAAAUUUAUAAUCCUAAAUUUAUAAAAUCUUAAAUUUAGAAAUAUUGAAAUUAAAAAUCUUGAAUUUAGAAAUCUACAAUUUUCAAAUCUAUAAUUAAUUUUGAAAUCGUGAAUUUAUAUGUAAUGACGUCAUGAUGGAGUAUUGUAUGUUUUUAUGUUACUGAUAGUGUCGUUAUGUCUUUAAUAUAAUCUGAUAUUUACAUAUGACGUCAUGAUGAAAUGAAAUGGGGUUUAACGUCCUACUGUUACGUCAUGAUGAUGUUAUUUGGAAAUAUACCAUGUUUUUAUAGUGACCUUAUGUUGAAGUAUUUGAUGUGUUGAUAUUGACGUCAUGUUGAAAUGUUGCAUGUUUUAUAGCAGUUGAUACCAGGGCUGGCUGAAGGGUUCUAAGCCCUAAAAAGGGUAGAUCAAUUGGGUUGAAACUAACCAACCACAUUAUAAUACGAGUGCUAGCUUAAACGUGCUAAGCCUGAAAAGGAUAGAUCAGUUUGGUUGAAACUUUUUCCACCAACAAGAUAAGUAGAAUCAUUGACUGAAUGGUAGACAUAAGAACUGCAACUGUAAUGUCUUUAUUGUCUUUACACCAAACCAUCUUGUGAACCUACCCACAGAAAUGGAGAAAACUGGCUAUACGCCAUUCAUCAAAUAACUGCAACUGAAAGGAAUAACCCCAACACAGAUACAUGGCGACAUGGUAUCCACUUUAGGGGAUGAUACCUCUUCCUUUUACACGGUAAGGAAGUUAAGCGUGGCAGAAAGAGCCUUGACGAUGACCCGCGACCUCCAAGGCCAUCAACAGCAACCAUUCAAGAAAACAUAACCCAGGUGCAUGCCAUGGUGAUAAAUUAUCGACGAUUGACCACUUGAUAUAUUUCUCAGUAUUGUGGGCAUCUCUGAUGAGGGGUUGAGUACAAUAUCUCCACCGAGUUAGGACUUACAAAAGUUUGUGCAAGAUGCGCGCCAUAGCUCUUGACUGCAGAUUAGUUAUGUUGCAUGUCAGGAGUUAUACGAGUGACUUUUGACCCUAUGAUGUCAAACAUUUGAUUAACCAACCCGAGUUGAUGUUUCUAGUAGGAUAUCCACAAUUCCGUGAAUCGCGCGCCAAGAACUCGCUGCAACAGAUCGUUUCAUAGGCUAAUCCCUCACAUCAACCAGAACGCAGGUUAUAUAGCAACUCUUCCAGAUUCUAGUGUAGUAAAGACAAGUAAAACGAAAUUUUGAACUAUGAAAAAAUCGAAACGAAAUAGGAUCUGUGUUAUAAUCAGACUGGGGUGACUGUAGAAAAAUUCUUUCUGAACGGCAUCCAGGUCUUGCAACAUCGUUGGCAAAAGUGUGUACACCUCGAAGGGGGAACUAUUUAGAAAAAUAAAUGGAAACCAUCGACUUCGUACAGGUCUUUCACAGAUAGGCAUAGACCUUUUCACCCAGCCCUUGCAUUUACUGAUAAUGACGUCAUGUUGAAAUAUUUGAUAUCUGUUGAUGUUUUUAUAUGAGAUAAUGACGUCAUGUUGUAGUAUUGCAUGUUUUUUUUUAUAUUAUUUGUUAUUUAGUUAUAAUGGCGUCAUGUUGACGUAUUGCAUGUUUUUAUAUAAUUUGAUAUUUCGUAUAAUUAUAUACUAGCAUGUUAAACGUUUAAUAAUAAAUAGUUAUUCAUCAGUUCA